GACAAGUAAAGUUUGAACCAGCUUCUCCAUGGCCUGGGCACCAGUUCCCGGCUGAGCCAUUUUCCUUUUGGCUAAAAGCCCCCGCCCAGAGGCCAGUUCGUCGCGGCGGCGGUGGAGAUCGCAGGUCGCUCAGAGGCAAGGUCUCACUCUGUCACUCAGGCUGGAGUGCAGUGGUGUGAUCAUAGCUCACUAUAACCUCAAACUCCUGAGCUCAAGUGAUCGUCCUGCCUCAGACUCCUGAGUGGAUAGGACUACAGGCUUGCAGAUGGGUCAAGGGUUGUGGAGAGUGGUCAGAAACCAGCAGCUACAACAAGAAGGCUACAGUGAGCAAGGCUACCUCACCAGAGAGCAGAGCAGGAGAAUGGCUGCGAGCAACAUUUCUAACACCAGUCAUCGUAAACAAGUCCAAGGAGGCAUUGACAUAUAUCAUCUUUUGAAGGCAAGGAAAUCAAAAGAACAGGAAGGAUUCAUUAAUUUGGAAAUGUUGCCUCCUGAGCUAAGCUUUACCAUCUUGUCCUACCUGAAUGCAACUGACCUUUGCUUGGCUUCAUGUGUUUGGCAGGACCUUGCGAAUGAUGAACUUCUCUGGCAAGGGUUGUGCAAAUCCACUUGGGGUCACUGUUCCAUAUACAAUAAGAACCCACCUUUAGGAUUUUCUUUUAGAAAAUUAUAUAUGCAGCUGGAUGAAGGCAGCCUCACCUUUAAUGCCAACCCAGAUGAGGGAGUGAACUACUUUAUGUCCAAGGGUAUCCUAGAUGAUUCGCCAAAGGAAAUAGCAAAGUUUAUCUUCUGUACAAGAACACUAAAUUGGAAAAAACUGAGAAUCUAUCUUGAUGAAAGGAGAGAUGUCUUGGAUGACCUUGUAACAUUGCAUAAUUUUAGAAAUCAGUUCUUGCCAAAUGCACUGAGAGAAUUUUUUCGUCAUAUCCAUGCCCCUGAAGAGCGUGGAGAGUAUCUUGAAACUCUUAUAACAAAGUUCUCACAUAGAUUCUGUGCUUGCAACCCUGAUUUAAUGCGAGAACUUGGCCUUAGUCCUGAUGCUGUCUAUGUACUGUGCUACUCUUUGAUUCUACUUUCCAUUGACCUCACUAGCCCUCAUGUGAAGAAUAAAAUGUCAAAAAGAGAAUUUAUUCGAAAUACCCGUCGCGCUGCUCAAAAUAUUAGUGAAGAUUUUGUAGGGCAUCUUUAUGACAAUAUCUACCUUAUUGGCCAUGUGGCUGCAUAAAAGCACAAUUGCUAGGACUUCAGUUUUUACUUCAGACUAAAGCUACCCAAGGACUUAGCAGAUAUGGGGGUUACAUCAGUGCUGGUCAUUGUAGGCUGAGUAUACAAUCAAGCUUCAGUGUGCAACCUUUUUUUCUUUUGCCAUUUUCUAUUUUAGUAAUUUCUUUGGGGAACUAAAUAAUUUUGCAGAAUUUUUCCUAAUUUUGUUUGUCAUGUUUUGCACAAAGCAGAGCCACUAUCUAACACAGCUGUUAAAGAAUGAUAAACUGACAUUAUACUCUAAAAGAUGGUGUAUUUGUGCAUUAGAUUUGCCUGAAAAACUUUAUCCAUUUCCAUUCUUUAUACAAAUACCAUGUAAUGUGUACAUAUUUAACUAAAGAGAUUUAUAGUCAUAAUUAUUUUAUUGUAAAGAUUUUAACUAAAGUUUUUCCUUUUCUCUCAAA
Messenger RNA from Symphalangus syndactylus (siamang), 1667 nucleotides. It is a transcript of the gene FBXO8, whose product is annotated as F-box protein 8. NCBI's taxonomy places the organism in Eukaryota, Metazoa, Chordata, Mammalia, Primates, Hylobatidae. Gene Ontology annotation, biological process: regulation of ARF protein signal transduction. The record is from RefSeq and is a predicted model, not a curated record. Gene Ontology annotation, molecular function: guanyl-nucleotide exchange factor activity; protein binding.